AUGGUUAGUACAACCGUUGCACUUUCGCAAGAAGCGUUGCUGUACGAGGCCAAUAAGCGUGACUAUUUUUUUGUCGGUGUGCGCAGCCCCAGUAAAGACAGGUACAGCUACAAAACAACCCAUCGGAGUCGUUCACCCCGCACUCGCGGGUCUACAUCACCAACUCCAGAACUGCCGUCUCGAAACGCAGAGGGUCGGUCUGGUCGCUACCGUCGAAGCCGCAGCCGCCCAUCGGACCCACCCGAAAGGUCGCGGAAUGGUCCUAGCAGUGCACAUGAUAAGAAAACGGUGCCAAAUAAACAUAAUGUUGAAAAACUCAUCGAAGAUGAGGUUGCACGUAGGGUGGAGGCAGAGGUGCAGAGACGCGUUGAACAACUGAUCAACUCGCCCGAGUUUCAGAAAGAGCUCGACGCCCGGCUCGCUCAGGAACGCGAGAGGCGAGAACGAACAAUGAGGAACGACAUCGAGAGAGAGAAGUCACGCAUACUAGAGGACUUCAGGAGAAAGGAGGAAGAGGACAAACGCUCAAAACAGAAGCUGGAAGAUAUUUUAGCUGAAAACGAGCGUAAAGUUCGACUGGAGCAACAGCGCCAAGCGGAGGAGCAAGCAAAGGCAGAUGAGCUCCGCCUUAUGGAGCUCCACCGACUUCAGGUGGCGAGGGAAGAGGAACGCCGAAAGAAGGCGCUGGAGGAGAAAGAGGAGACACGAGCUUCGACCCAGCCUCUACCGCGACAGAAGCUAGCUUUCAAGAUGAAGGCCACUUCAUUGUUUUGA
Besnoitia besnoiti is the source of this 774-nucleotide messenger RNA. RefSeq lists its product as uncharacterized. The transcript has a single exon. Gene Ontology annotation, cellular component: nucleoplasm; mitochondrion. Gene Ontology annotation, molecular function: cadherin binding. Bases 1 to 774 code for a protein of 257 amino acids. The record is from RefSeq and is a predicted model, not a curated record. Lineage: Eukaryota; Apicomplexa; Conoidasida; Eucoccidiorida; Sarcocystidae.